AUGCUAUUUCUCGUACCCAGCCUGAACUCUCCCAUACCUGAUAAUAAAUGGUUGUUCAAUCGUGGUUAUAUUAAGAUGGUCCUCAUACCGAUAUUAUUCUCCAUUUUUACGGUCUCUCUAUGCAGGAGCAUACCGCGCUCAGGUCCUUUAUCUUCAGCCUAUACACAAGCUACCGACCUCAAGAUCCAUGACCCAACCGUCAUCAACGUCAAUGGCAUCUACUAUGCUUAUGGUGUAGGAGAGCACAUCGUUAUUCAUCAGGCAUCCAAUCUAGCUGGACCGUGGAGGCAGAUCGGAAGUGUCCUGGAUCAAGACAGCAUCAUCCCCAAAGGUGACCGCGCAAAGCCCUGGGCUCCUACGACUAUCGAAGUGAACGGGAUCUUUUAUUGCUAUUAUUCAGUCAGCAAUGCUGGGUGUCGCGACAGUGCUAUCGGUGUAGCCACAUCACAAACACCGGGUCCAGGAGGAUGGACAGACCACGGGGCUAUUAUUCAGUCGGGCACAGGACAGGGCUCGGAGGAAUAUCCAUUCAAUGAGGUAAAUGCCAUUGACCCUGCAGUUCUGGUCACCGAUGAUCAAGGACUUUUGAUCUUCGGUAGCUAUUGGUCUGGAAUAUGGCAGGUCCCAUUGAAUGAAGACCUCUGCUCGGUCGGCAACACAACUGGAUCCAAUGCGCAUCAUCUAGCAAAGCAUCCGCAGCCUGAGCAAGUAAAGUCACAGAACCAAAACACCAAUCCACUCUGUCGGGAUUCGUCCGGUCGCCGCCCGGUUGAGGGUGCUUAUAUCUCUUACCAUGCACCGUACUACUAUCUCUGGCUGAGCUGGGGCCAGUGCUGCGAUUAUGAUCCCAACAACCUUCCACCAUCAGGUGAAGAAUAUAGUAUCCGCGUCGGACGCUCCGAGAGCCCUCACGGUCCGUUUGUAGACAAACAAGGAAAAGAGCUUGCUGAGGGCGGAGGAGAACUCAUCUAUGGCUCUAACAACGACGUCUACGCGCCGGGAGGGCAGGGUGUUUUAACUGGGGAGACUGGAGAUAUUCUUUAUUAUCAUUACUUAAACACAACUAUCAGCUAUGAUUUCUGGGAAGCCCGACUGGGAUAUAGUUAUCUGGGAUAUAUCGAUGGCUGGCCCAUCAUACAAGACGCCCCCUAA
Messenger RNA from Aspergillus pseudonomiae, 1152 nucleotides. RefSeq names its product arabinan endo-1,5-alpha-L-arabinosidase. Gene Ontology annotation, biological process: carbohydrate metabolic process. Gene Ontology annotation, molecular function: arabinan endo-1,5-alpha-L-arabinosidase activity. Bases 1 to 1152 code for a protein of 383 amino acids. The record is from RefSeq and is a predicted model, not a curated record. The transcript has 4 exons. Lineage: Eukaryota; Fungi; Ascomycota; Eurotiomycetes; Eurotiales; Aspergillaceae.